AUGGUCCACGUGCUGACUCAACAAAUGGGUACCAUACUGAGACCACUGAUGCAAGAUUCUACUCAGAGUUACCAACAACUGGCAACUCAAAUGACCCGAAUAGAGGAUUUCAUAGGGGCUCCCAGAGCGCAAGUGCGACAAACUCCCCCACCUCCACCUAGACCAGAAAUCCCGACCCGACACGAGGAGACGGUCGACGAAACGAUUGAGCAAGAACACCAGGAGGUCAAAUCAAUACCUAGGGUAGCCCAAAGACCUCCUAUUGUGCUAGUUAAUAGAAAUCACGAUCCUGACCAUGUGGUCAGGCAGGUUCGACAAGAGGCAAUGGAUUGGGAGAAAAACUUAGAGGCUAUUGUCAAACGGAUCAUAGUUCAAAACAAGAUAAACUUAGGCCUACAAAGGCCAACAUAUUCUUCUCCCUUACCAGACUUUGUUUCACAAAUAGAAUUGCCUAGGGGAUGGAAAGUUCUAAAAUUCACCAAGUUCGCCGGAGACACCGAAGAGUCUACCGUCGAACAUGUUGCUAGACAUCAAACUGAAACUGGCGACAUAGCAAACAAUGAGGAUUUGAAGUUGAAAUACUUCCCAAGUUAUCUUACAAAACAUGUGUUCACUUGGUUUACAAUGUUACCUCCACAAUUCGUCCAUACGUGGACGCAAUUAGAGAGGUUGUUCCAUGAACAGUUCUACAUGGGAUAG
This is a messenger RNA of Lathyrus oleraceus (garden pea), 699 nucleotides long. RefSeq lists its product as uncharacterized. The transcript has a single exon. Bases 1 to 699 code for a protein of 232 amino acids. The record is from RefSeq and is a predicted model, not a curated record. NCBI's taxonomy places the organism in Eukaryota, Viridiplantae, Streptophyta, Magnoliopsida, Fabales, Fabaceae.